This is a messenger RNA of Pelmatolapia mariae (spotted tilapia), 2213 nucleotides long. RefSeq lists its product as uncharacterized. The record is from RefSeq and is a predicted model, not a curated record. The coding region runs from base 596 to 1792 and encodes 398 amino acids. Gene Ontology annotation, molecular function: G protein-coupled receptor activity. Lineage: Eukaryota; Metazoa; Chordata; Actinopteri; Cichliformes; Cichlidae. Gene Ontology annotation, cellular component: plasma membrane. The transcript is spliced from 11 exons. Gene Ontology annotation, biological process: adenylate cyclase-activating G protein-coupled receptor signaling pathway.
UGGGGAUGAAGAACUGUUUUCUACGAUAAGAGACCUGCAGAAUCAAGCACAGGGGCAUUGGGAAGGGAGGCGUUAGCCAUCUACCUUGAUUGGUUGGGACUAAGGGAAAAGACAAGAGAGACCUGAGAAUGGAGACCAUGAAUUAUAAAUAGAAGCAGACAUGAAGAUAAUCUUAAACCACCUGCUAAAGUGCUGAAUUGUCAGAAAUGUAAGGUAGCUCAGUAAAUGAACUGGUGCUCGUUGCUCUGUAUGAUUUAAACAUUCAGACCCCCAGAGGUCUUUUUAGUCAUCUGUUUGUUUUGUCUGUGGUUCAGCAGGUUUCCGUCUUCCGUUCCUCCAUUUCUUACCACAUGUUCACACUUCAUACCCAACCCUCUGCAUGGCCACAGAUGCAGUAUUUGUUAGUUCCGCAGUGGGAGCUUAGAUGUAUAUGUUCAAGCUAUUUCUGUUUGGUUAUUUGUUUUGCUGAUUUUUAAUGGUGGAGUAUACUGAAUUAACGUUUUCUUGUAGUAAAUAAAGAAUUAUAGGUUUGUGUAAAAACUGCUUUACUUUUUUUAUUUCUACAGAACAAGUGUGAGCAACAGAACCCUGGCUGAUGGAGAACAUAGUGCGCUUCUUAAUAAUCUUCUCCACUGUUUCCAGUGACAAUGACCUGGACUGGAACUUUUGUGGCACAUGGCGCCAUGGCAACAACCCCCUGAGCCUGAACCUCAACAUCUCUACUGGCUGUAAAGCAAUCUCCAUUUCAGCCAAUGAGAGCUUUCUGUCCAUCAACGGGCAGAUCACAGCCCAGUGUAGGAGAUCUGAAGUGAUUACCUUCAAGCACCUUGGAUAUGAAUCAGGAGGGGACAUCAAGUUCUGUCUGGACUGGGAGCCACUGCUGGACCUGUUAACUCUGACGGUAGGAAAGAAAAACCUUAUUCUGUGCUCACCUGCAAGCCUGCAGGAUUCCUGCUGUACUGACCUGGCUGCUGGCCCAAACACAGAAGGAGCAGACUACGGCAUCCUCAAUGCAGGAAUUAAAAAUGAUCCCAUCACCGACAAAAUACGGAUGGCCUUCAACUUUCAAGCACAUUCCACCAGCUACAAAGAAUUAUGUGAACAAGCCAAACGAGAAUCCGCCCCCAACAAGUGUGCUGAGCCUCCAUACACUUACAGAUCUGACGUGGAGCUGAAGGAAGAUUUCAAAGGCCACAGCGUCACAUCACCUGCCAUUGCUGGUAGAUCUGUCAAGUUCAAUACCACUGUCCACCUCCCUGCUGCCUUAAAACAAGUUGCGAAAAAUGUUAGCAAAGUAGCCUGCACUUUCUUCAAGAACAUCUCCGUGUUACCGGAGGCUCACAGAGAUGCCAAGCCUAUCAAUGAUGUCGUGCAAGUCACGGUGGAGAACGAGAUCAUCAAAGAUCUGUCUGAACCCAUUAGGAUUGAUUUUUAUCAUGAAGCCGUAUCUGAAAGCUAUUUAAAGAAAUGUGUUUCUUGGGACACUAGAAAAGAUUCUCUGCAGGUGAACUGGUUGAAGGAUGGAUGUGAGACACAACAGAAAGGGGAAAACCACACUGUGUGUCUGUGUAACCAUCUGACUUACUUCACUGUCCUGGUGGUGAGACACACAGCAGACUCUGCUUUUCCUACAACAACAAAAACAGACCUGAAGCCUCAUCCAGUGCGCCAGCCCCUGGAACUCACUGCCAUUCGAUAUGCAGGCUGUGCUGUAUCUAUGAUCAGUGGUUUUGCUCUUAUAAUUUAUCUCGGCAGAAAAAAGGUUUGGAGAACAAGAAAUGCUGUUUGUUGACAUCAUGCAGCACCCUUCAUCCUACUUGAGGAACAGGUACCUGGCCACAGGAAAGACUUCAGCUUCAAAUCAUAAUCCAAGUACUCCCACAGUUAACUAUGAAGCAGACUUCAUGGUUAACUGUGUAUGAUGCAGCAUUUUGGAGGCAAACAGUUUAUUUAUAUGUACAGCAGUAUGACUCUCUCUUUAUCUCCUACCAACUGUUGCACCUGUGUUUCACUUUGUAUCUCAUAUCCUGUAGAUGUUCUUGUACACUGUGUCAUCUUUAUGAAGUCUCACAUUCUAGCUUGUCACUUCAGUGUUUUCAGCAGACCAAAUCUAAGUGAGCUGCAAUUUUAUACUAGCUGGAACAGCUGAGGUAGCUUUUGUUGCACACAGGUUGAACAGCUGUGGUCAAAGGUUUUGGUUUAAGUGUCACUAA